UGAAGCCGCCGAGUCCCGCCUCCGCCUGCGUCCGCCAGUAGUCUAGUCGCUGCUCUUUUCCAGGAGGUUAAGUCCUAACAGGAGGAAUCUAAGAAAGAGUACCAGAUGGCUGUCCUUCCCAGCGCCCGAAGCCCCGCCAUGCUUGUCCUCCGAAGCGGCCUGACUAGGGCUCUGGCUGCGCGGACGCUCGCGCCUCAGGUGUGCUCAUCUUUUGCUACGGGCCCAAGACAAUACGAUGGAACAUUCUAUGAAUUUCGUACUUAUUGCCUUAAGCCCUCAAAGAUGAAUGAGUUUCUGGAAAAUAUUAAGAAAAACAUACAUCUUCGGACAGCUCACUCUGAAUUGGUUGGCUUCUGGAGUGUAGAAUUUGGAGGCCAAGUGAAUAAAGUGUUUCAUAUUUGGAAGUAUGAUAAUUUUGCCCAUCGAACUGAAGUUCGGAAAGCUGUGGCCAAGGAUAAGGAAUGGCAACAAUCUCUCACUCCAAAUCUGGGUCUUAUAGAUAAACAAGAGAUGGAGAUUACUUACCUGGUGCCCUGGUGCAAAUUAGAAAAGCCUGCAAAAGAAGGAGUCUAUGAACUGGUUAGUUUUCAGAUGAAGCCCGGCGGGCCAGCUCUAUGGGGUGACGCAUUUAAAAGGGCAAUUAAUGCCCAUGUGGAUCUAGGCUACUCAAAACUAAUUGGCGUUUUCCACACAGAAUAUGGAGAACUCAACAGAGUUCACGUUCUUUGGUGGAACGAGAGUGCAGACAGUCGUGCAGCUGGGCGACAUCAGUCUCAUGAGGAUCCCAGGGUUGUGGCAGCUGUUCGGGAGAGUGUCAAUUACCUCGUGUCUCAGCAGAAUAUGCUUCUGAUUCCUACAUCAUUUUCACCUUUGAAAUAGUUUUCCAUUGAAAUACGAAGCGUCGCAUUAACUGCUGUAAGAUGUGUCUGCUAAUGGUGCUUAAAUUCUCCUAAGAGAUUCUCACUUGUAUUUGAAGAAGGUGGUAAGUUAAUCUUUUAUGUCUCUGCACUUCUAAAGCCAGCUCUGUGCUUCCUUCCUGUUCCUCUCCACCCCAGGAAGUAGUUCUGUUCAUUUUCCCCUUGGCAUUUCAGUGUCUGUUACACCUUAGAAACAGUUGCUACUACUUGAUGAUCUUGAUUUUUCACUGGUUUCAGAAUAUCUCUUAUAUUCUGUUUUGACAACCCUUUGCUUUUAUAGUUUAUAUUCAAAUGAUUUUACAUUUUGUACCUGAUAUUUUAAAAUUUAUAUAUAAUGUCUAUUCAUGUCAAUUUUUUCUGAGUUUUUUUCUUUUUUUUUUUGCUCAGUAGGUUUAUUUUGUGAUCAAAUGGGAGUCUUUAGAAUCUAAGAUCAACGAGCCCCACAUUGGGCUCUCUGCUUGGCGGGGAGCCUGCUUCCUCCUCUCUCUCUCUGCCUGCCUCUCUGCCUACUUGUGAUCUCUCUCUCUUUGUCGAAUAAAUAAAUAGAUGUCUUUAAAAAAAAAAAUCUAAGAUCAAAUAUAUUUCUUUACCUUGGCAAAGUACAGUAUCACCUGUGUCAUCUGUAUUAAUUAUGGUUUUCACAUUAAUUAUGAGUCACUCUAACUUGGAAAAUACUGUAAUUAGGUCUCUGUUAAAGACUUUGGAAGACUUGUUUUAUAUACUGAAAUGUGUUCAUUUAACAGUUAAUUUUUUGUUCAUUUUGGAUUACUAACAAAGAUACUUGGGACACCUAUUUGUUUCAAAAAUAUCUAUGGUUAUGAGAAUGGUUGCCUGAAUAAAAGCCUACAUACCCAUUCUGCA
Lutra lutra (Eurasian river otter) is the source of this 1778-nucleotide messenger RNA. RefSeq names its product protein NipSnap homolog 3A-like. The transcript has 6 exons. The record is from RefSeq and is a predicted model, not a curated record. Gene Ontology annotation, cellular component: mitochondrion. The coding region runs from base 106 to 879 and encodes 257 amino acids. Lineage: Eukaryota; Metazoa; Chordata; Mammalia; Carnivora; Mustelidae.